Molecule: messenger RNA, 1896 nt
Organism: Kluyveromyces marxianus DMKU3-1042
Lineage: Eukaryota; Fungi; Ascomycota; Saccharomycetes; Saccharomycetales; Saccharomycetaceae
Gene: mirA
Product: siderophore iron transporter mirA
Exons: 1
Coding region: 1-1896 (631 amino acids)
Biological process (GO): siderophore transmembrane transport
Molecular function (GO): siderophore-iron transmembrane transporter activity
Source: RefSeq, a predicted model, not a curated record
AUGAGAGAGGACAUCACAAAGUCGACCUCUUCGGAGGAAGUUGGGGACGUAACUGCGUCAGUUGAAGAUUCCUUGCAAAAGAAAUCAUCGGAUAAUGAAAAUGUGUAUGAGAUCGUUGAGCCGGAACCAGUUUAUGAGAAAGCAUGGUCUAAAAAUAUGAUCAUUGUAGCAUAUGCUGUGCUAUUUUUCACUGCAUUUGUUGAAACCUUUGCAUCUGACUCUACGAAAAACUUGGAUUCCUAUGCCACUUCGAGUUUCAAUGCACACUCCUUACUUGCAACCAUCGCGGUCGUCUAUAAGAUCACUGCAAUUUGCGCAUACCCCGUCUUCGCCAAAGUUGCUGAUAUCUUAGGUAGGGGUGAAGGGUUUGGUGUAUCCAUUGUGUUUUAUACGCUAGCAUAUCUACUAUAUGCCGCUUGUCAAAAUGUGAACACUUAUGUUUGUGCCGAAAUCUUUUAUGCCCUUGGUAGAAACGGGUAUCGUGUUUUCCAGCAAAUUUUCAUUGCCGACACAACUUCUUUAGUUAACAGAGGUAUAUGGUCCCAAUUGCCGGUUGCAAUCUCAGCUAUUCCAUCAUUAUACGCGGGUUCAUAUAUUCAAGACGCAUUUUUGAAGCACUCAACUUGGAGAUGGGGGUACGGGACCUUUUGCAUUAUUCUAGCUGCUUCUGCCUUUCCACUAACAUUCAUAAUGUUGUACAUGGACAAAAGGGCAAAGAAGGCUGGCGAGAGGAAACAAAUUGCCAUAUUCAAAGACUUGCCAGAAGGUUCCUGGUACAAAAAAGCAUUGCACGUGAUGUUUGUCGAGCUGGAUUUGAUUGGAGGUGCGCUACUGCUUGCAGGAUUCGCUGUGUUCUUCGUCCCAUUGACCUUGACAGGUUCCAAAUCAUCGUACAAAUGGCAUGAACCUAGAUUGAUUGCGAUGAUUGUUGUUGGGUUUGUGAUUUUCUGCAUGUUUUUGGUAUGGAACUUUUCUUUCAAAAAGAGACCAUUCCCAACCAGAAAGCCUUUUGUUCCUGCCCAGUCCUUCGCCAAUAAAACCGUUGUAGUCAUUCUUAUUUUGAACGCACUAGAUCUUUGCGAGAACUCUUCAUUUGCAACUUAUUUCGCUACAACAUUACAAGUUGGUGGGUACUACACAGCUGGUCAGGCGUCCAGAAUUGACAAUGCGAAAAAGGUGACCGUGCAGAUUGCUUCGAUUUUAACAGGUUUGGCUAUGAAGUACACCAAACUAUCAAAAAUCUACGUCCUUGGAGGCGUUCCAUUGGUGGUCUUGGGUCAUGGGUUGCUUGUGUAUUUUAUGAACAGAAAUGGCGUCAUGGAGAGCACCAUCAGACUAAAUGUCAUGGAGAUUUUCAUUGGGUUCGGCAGAGGCAUGUACCAAUCCGCAACCCAGGUUUUAAUCCAGGCUAUUGCCGGUGUAGAAGGUAUAGCAAUGUCCACCGCCUUUUUCCUAGCUUUCCAAUCCAUUGGUUCCCUAAUAGGAAGUGCCAUUGCCGGUGGUAUUUGGAAUAGCAUCAUUCUCAGGAAGCUAGACAAGUACCUACCUCCAAAGGAGAAGAAAAAUGCCAAGAAAAUAUUCAAGUCAAUCAAGGUCGCUAUGUCGUACAAAAAACACACGCCCACAAGAGACGCAAUUUCCAGAGCAUACAGGGAAACACUCCAAAUCAUCGGAUACACUGGCCUGGGAAUCAUCGCACCUAUGCUAAUCCUGAUGUUUUUCGUGCGCGAGGUGAAAUUGACCGACAAACAUGAUGCCUACGGCAACGACGCACGUAGCGAUACAGACUCAAAUAUCGAGGGCAUCCGUACAGAUCCCGAACAAAGGCAGGAUGAGAAACCUACGUACAGCUUUAACCAGGAAAAGAGAACCUGGACUAACUUUUGGAGGGUUUAA